UACUUCAUAAUGAAUUCGGGCCUAAUUAAUCUAAAGUCCGUCUCCUUCACUGGGCUUAAAACAUGGCUUACAUUUAAAACCCUAUGUAGCAGUUGUAUCACCGGGCAGUUCAAGCCGAUUAUGUAGAGCAGAGCAUCGACUACCAUCAAACAUCUUCCUCCAUUUUUCUGUCUCCAUCUAUUAAGAUACAUAAAGAGGAGAUGGCAGAACUUUAAUGGAGCUUCGUUGGGUUAGUCACCUUGUAUCUGAGAGAGGAGGGUUUUUCUCACGUUUGAGAGAAAGUUUAGAGGAGAUGGCAGAACUUUCAGUUUUCGGUGUCGUAUGAAAGGAAUGGAUGAGGACGGCCGAGUCUGAGCUAAGAGAUCACAAAUUCAAAUUACGAGCUGGAUGGUUGGAUUUUUUUCGCAAAGGGGAAUCCCAUUAAUUAAGAUCUUGCUCGGCUCAUUGCAUAGAAAUAUCCAAAGGAUAUUUGAACAGUCCACAUUACUUUGGCAACCAAUUUCUGUGAAAGUCUAAUUCCACCCGUCUGCUACUAUAUAUAGAAGUAUAGAUUACUUACACAACAUUCCACAGCACACUUCACUCCACUCACGCACAACACCAAACCAAUUUGCUACUAAGUUCACAAAUCAAUAAUGGCUGAGAGCUCCAUCGAUCACACCAAGACCACAUGGGUAGUGCAAGUGAGAGUGGUUAGGGUUUAUGAAGUUGCUGCCCAUGCCAAAGGUGUGAGAACUUUGGAGAUGGUGCUUCAUGAUGAAGAGGGUAAAAGCAUCCAUGCGGUGGUUAAAAGACCACAACUUGCUAUGUUCAGGUCAAUAACAAAGGAAGACAAAGUGUAUGCGAUAAAGGAGGAUUGUUUAAGGUCCAAGUCAAGAAGAACCAAGAAGGAAGCUCUUACUAAGGCAUCCGUUCAUUUGAAGUUUUGUCUAUGAUCAAG
This is a messenger RNA of Cuscuta epithymum, 940 nucleotides long. The record is from the annotation of a GenBank genome assembly. NCBI's taxonomy places the organism in Eukaryota, Viridiplantae, Streptophyta, Magnoliopsida, Solanales, Convolvulaceae.